Messenger RNA from Salvelinus sp. IW2-2015, 2442 nucleotides. The record is from RefSeq and is a predicted model, not a curated record. NCBI's taxonomy places the organism in Eukaryota, Metazoa, Chordata, Actinopteri, Salmoniformes, Salmonidae.
ACCACAACCAGAAAAAGACAAUCGAACACAAAACAACAACCAAACUUAGUCUCCAUGACAACAGACUGGCUGAGACCAGGAUGAGACAUAGAUUUGGUCCGGGUGGAAGGGGAGGUGUCCGUAUGCAGCUGGAGAGAACAGACAUAGACUUGGCUAGCGAUGCUCCUUCCUGCUCCUAUAGUUGUGAUUCAGAGAGACUUAUGGCGCCUCAGGUUAACCCCCUAACAGGUGCUGCCUUCAGCCUGCCUUCUAUAGGAUCUAUCAAUUGGAACAUGGAUCCUGUGACAACACAGACACUCCCUGGUCAUUGUCCUCCUCAGACUCUCCUAAUGUUAAACCAGACCUCAGACAAUGCCAGUGCCUCAACACUGAGUGGCUACACAAGCCCAUUGACAAAUGACAGUAGUAGAGAUGGAAUCAGUAAAGGUGGCGGCGCCAAAGAAAAGCACUUCCCGUGUUCGUUCUGUGGCAAAGUCUUCAGUUUCCCCAAACAGGUGGCGAUCCACCAGAGGAUGCACACGGGGGAGAAACCGUUCGGCUGCCACGUGUGCCGGGCCAGUUUCUCAGACUCAUCCAACCUGAAGAGGCACCAGAGGGUACACACAGGGGAGAAACCCUACAGCUGCCCCCAGUGUGAGAAGAGGUUCUCCCACCAGCCCCAUCUGAAGAGGCACCUGAAGAUCCACACUGGAGAGAAGCCGUUCCCCUGUAUGCACUGCGAGAAGAGGUUCUCAGAGAGGGGCUACCUCAGGAUACACCAGCAGAAAAUGCACACCGCCCAUUCGGCACAUGCAGAGGCCUCGGGUCCUGGAGGAUUCUCUCUGGUCAAGCAGGAGAGGACUGAAGGAGAGGACCCACGAGACAGCAGUCACAUCCAGACUGGAGCAGCGGCUGAAGUGGAACUCCCUUCAGCAGUGCCCCAGCACAGGACCCGACGAAGCAUCAUUGUGGAUCUGCUGAGUGGACUAAAGCUGGGGGCGCAAGGUGAUUGGAUGGAGGCUAAAAGAGGAGACUGGGUGGCCAUCUCUGAUUCCCAGAUAGGUGCAGCCAAGGGCCCAGGGGACAACAUCACAGAGCAGGCCAGGACCAGAGGCGAGGCCAGUGGAUGGGACAGCGUCCUCAACUCUGGGCUGGGGAACAACACUGUUAACCAGAAACAGACAGUCGAAAACAAAACAACAACUGAAUUUAGUCUCCAUGCCAACAGACUGGCUGAGACCAGGGUGAGGUGUAGAUUUGGUCUGUGGGGACGGGGAGGUGUCCGUAUGUGGAGGGAGAGAACAGACACAGACACGGCUAGUGAUGCACCGUCCUGCUCCUAUAGUUGUGAUUCAGAGAGACUGAUGGGGCCUCAGGUUAAGCCCCUAGCAGGUGCUGGCUUCAGCCUGCCUUCUAUAGGAUCUAUCAACUGGAACUUGGACCCUGCGACAACACAGACACUUCCUGGCCUUCAUACUCCUCACGCUCUCCUUAUGUUAAACCAGACCUCAGACAAUGCCAGUGCCUCAACACUAAAUGGCUACACAAGCCCAUCGACAAAUGAGAGUAGUAGAGAUGGAAUCAGUAAAGGUGGCAGCGCCAAGGAGAAGCGCUUCCCGUGUUCGUUCUGUGGGAAAGCCUUCAGUUUCCCAAAACACGUGGAGAUCCACCAGAGGAUACACACGGGGGAGAAACCGUUCGGCUGUAGCCAGUGUCACAUGCGCUUUGCCCAGGCUGGCCACCUGAAGAGGCACCAGAGAGUCCACACAGGGGAGAAACCCUACAGCUGCCCCCAGUGUGAGAAAAGGUUCUCCCACCAGCAUCAGCUGAAGCUGCACCAGAGGGUCCACACAGGGGAGAAACCCUACGGCUGCCACCAGUGUGAGAAAAGGUUCUCCCACCAGCACCAUCUGAAGAUGCACCUGAAGGUCCACACGGGAGAGAGGCCGUUCGUCUGUACGCACUGCGGGAAGAGGUUCUCAGAGAGGAGCUCUCUCAGGAUACACCAGCAGAAAAUGCACACAGCCCAUGUAUAGAGUAUAGUGAUAUGUAGUACUAAUUUGUUUAUUUGCAGUUAAUUAUGUUGGUUUUGGAUGUAUAGGGAACUGGAUGAGGUGAACUGAGGAUGAUGAGGCGAUGGUUGGUGUGAUGGUGUCUGUAAAAAUGCUUCACUGAUGAAGAGUGACAAACUUUGUCCCUUUAGGUUGAUACUGGUGUUUUAUAAUAAGGAAAUGAUAGUGCCUUAAUUCAUGUUUACUUUAAAUGAAGUAGUGAAGAUGUGUGUAAUGUUUAACCUUUUCCAAAGUACUUUAAAAUGUAUUUUAUCAAAGCAAGGGUACCAGAUUUACAGAAAAGUUAACGCAUCAUGUAACAAUUUCAAAAAUGUUACUGAGUUAGUUUAUAAUAAGGAAAUACGUUAAUAAAAAUGAAUUCAUUAGUCCCUAAUCUAUGGAUUUCACAUGA